GCGAGCUCGGCUUGUGGACACGCCGCUGGCAGGACAAAACGAUUUGCUCCACAUUGUCUGGAAUAAAAGCCCCUACGUCUUUUUUAAAAUUUUGCAAUAUUCUGACUGGAUACUAAUUUAUUUUUCUCUAUCUAACAUGGCGGACAGUAAGGUGGAGAGCAGCGGGGAACUGAGCGCCAAGGAGCUGAAGGAGAAGAGACAGGCGGAGGAGACUAAGAAUGGAGAGGAUGCUGCUGCCAACGGCAAAACUGACGAGGAGAACGGCGAGCAGGAGAAUGAGGUAGAGGAGGACGAGGAGGACGUGGGAGAAGAGGAGGAGGAGGAGGAUGGAGAGGGUGACGAAGAGGACGAUGAAGAGGAUGACCUCGAUGGGCCAAGGGGAAAGAGAGCAGCUGAUGAUGAUGAUGAUGAAGAGGACGAAGUUGAAACCAAGAAACAGAAGACAGACAAGUAGAGUGUGUCUGGAGGACGCCACCAUCAAGAGACAGCCAGUUUUCCAGCAAACCUUCAACACCUCAGUCCUCCCUUCUUAACAAGAAUACUUUUAAAAAAAAAGAGAAUUUGUUUGUAUUUUUAUUUACAUUUUAUAUUUUUGUAAAUACUGUAAGGAGGUCGGCCAUCUUGCAACAGUGAUCUUUCUGGGUAUCAAGUGGUGCUUUGAAGAUUUUUAGAUCCAGACUCGUCAUCGUCGUCAGCCGUCCACAUUCUGUAUGAACCGACCAGAGGCAUCCAGCCCACGAGUCCAUCCACAGGCUGGAUGUCCCACCCCCGGCUUUCUUUUAUUACAAUAUAAGAUACUAGGGUCAGUAGGAACAAGGUGUGUGUUGACCUGUAGUCACAUGGGAUUGUUACAGUGACUCGGCGCUUCUCACAGUGCUGAGUGUGUAUUAGUUGUAGUUUGUAUGAGAUUCCAAGGCUGUAGUUUCUGCUGUCCGUCUGUCUCUGUUCUUCUGUCUGUCAUUGCCAGAUCUGAAUGUUUUUUAUGUCUGUGCUACUUUGUUGAACAAUAAACAGCCAUUUGAUUUUGUUUGUAACUGUGUUAGUUUCUACUUGUCAGUUGUGUGUAAAAAGAAAGAAGGGAAGCAGUUAUCUGUGAUGUGCGAUCUUUUCACCCGUUUCAAAAUAGAAAUCAGAUCAGCUGAUGUUUCUGUUUGGACAGCCAGGAUAUCACAUCUACCUUUUUGUUUUUCUUUUAGAUAACUGGUUACUAUGCCAUGUGGUUGAGGACUGUAAAACACAAACUGACACAUUAACUGUUGGAGACUCUCUUCAUACAUUUUCUUUUGAAAUAUAUUCAGCUUGCCGGGUUGCACCUGUCCUGGUUGACAGUUUCAAUAAAGUUUGUUGAAAACAGUG
Messenger RNA from Epinephelus lanceolatus (giant grouper), 1356 nucleotides. It is a transcript of the gene ptmaa, whose product is annotated as prothymosin alpha a. Gene Ontology annotation, molecular function: histone binding. NCBI's taxonomy places the organism in Eukaryota, Metazoa, Chordata, Actinopteri, Perciformes, Serranidae. Gene Ontology annotation, cellular component: nucleus. Gene Ontology annotation, biological process: negative regulation of apoptotic process; positive regulation of transcription by RNA polymerase II. The record is from RefSeq and is a predicted model, not a curated record.